Messenger RNA from Oryza brachyantha (malo sina), 1762 nucleotides. Its product is annotated as F-box/LRR-repeat protein 14. Gene Ontology annotation, biological process: SCF-dependent proteasomal ubiquitin-dependent protein catabolic process. Gene Ontology annotation, molecular function: protein binding. The record is from RefSeq and is a predicted model, not a curated record. Lineage: Eukaryota; Viridiplantae; Streptophyta; Magnoliopsida; Poales; Poaceae. Gene Ontology annotation, cellular component: SCF ubiquitin ligase complex.
AACGGCUCCUCAAAUUAUCUGAGCAUGUUGAUGCAACUUGCAUGGGAAUCAGUGCACCCGGCUACCUGGUGAUUGCGCAGCUUGUUCGUCUGCAUUUCACAAUGGAGGACCUUCCGGAUGCACUUAUUGGAGAGAUCAUCAAGAGGAUUAGCAACACAAGUGAUCUGAGCUCUCUUUCUGUGUCAAAGCGUCUCUACAGAAUUGAAGCAGAGUACAGGUGUUCGAUCCGCAUAGGCUGUAGCCCUCGUCCAGCAACAGAUGCCAUAGUAUCACUGUGUUCUCGAUUUCCCAACUUGUUGAAGGUAGAUAUCGAUUACUCCAGUUGGACACAAGGACAAGGGAACCAGUUGGACAACCAUGCUCUUCAUAUGCUUGCAUCAUACUGCCCUUCACUGAGUGAUCUCACCUUAAGCUUCUGCUCAUACAUUGAUGACACUGGUAUUGGUUAUGUAGCUUCUUGCAUGAAAUUGAUGACCCUGAGGCUAAACUCUGCAACAAGAAUAACAUCGAGGGGGCUUCUCGCUGUGGCUGUUGGUUGCAAGAAUCUAUCUGGUCUCCACCUCAUCAAUUGCAAUAAAAUCAGUGGAGAAUCUGACUGGCUGAAGUAACUUGGCAGUGAUGGAUCAUUGGAAGAGCUCGUGGUAAAGGAUUGUGAUGGAAUCAGCCAGUUCAGUCUCCUAUUGUUUGGUCCAGGAUGGUUGAAGCUCCAGAGGUUUGCGUUCGUGCACAGGAAUCUAUUUAUUUUCAACAUGUUUAAUCCUCAAGAUCCCUCGUACAUACCGAAUUGCCGUUAUAGAUAUGAUUUCUGCAGUGAGAAUUUGAAGGAAUUGUGUUUGGGACGGAUUAUAACCGUUGAUGAAAUUGGACUUUGUUCUGUCCUGGGAAAAUGCAAAUCAUUGGAGAAACUCUGUCUUCAGUUUGUUCUUGGACUAACCGACAGUGACAUAGUUACACUCGCCCAGAACUGCAAAAACCUCAAAAGCAUCUCACUUCAGCUUGAGCCUAUGUUCUGUGAAGAACCUGAAGGUAGGGUUUUCAGGACACCACUGACUGAUGAUAGCCUCAAGGCUCUAGCUCUUGGGUGCCGUAUGCUUCAAGCUGUUGAGCUCACAAUGUUUUCUUGUGAGCCUUCCUAUCCAGAAAUAGGCUUCAGUCAAGAGGGCCUUGUGAUGCUUUUUCAGUCUUGCCCGAUUCGCGAUCUCGUGCUAUGCGGCGCUAAUAUCUUUGAUGACGAAGGGAUGAAGGCCAUCUUAUCUGCGCGUUUCCUGGAGUCACUUGAGCUUAUGGAUUGCAAAGCGAUAACUGAUGCUGGGAUCCGCUUGCAUGCAUAUAGUCCAUCGCUGGUUAACCUCACACUGCGGCAGUGUGACGGUUUUUCUGAUGCUGGUGUCAGUGAGAUCGUUUCUUCACGAAAGUUGAAUUCUCUGAUCAUUGAAGGCUGUAGCCGGGUCUCUCAGAAAGUUGUGCUAGGGGCUGCCAAAUCUGUUCACUGUGAUCAACACUACCCAGGUUAUGGUGAGCUAGAUAGAUCGAGCGUGAAAUCUGGGCUGGAUUUGGUCCCCAAAAUCUUCAGUUGGGUUUGGGACUCCCCCUUAUGAAGUAAGUAUAGUUAAGUAGUUGCUUAGUAGAAAUUGUUCAUGGCUGUUGUUUUGAGUUCUCAUUUUCCUGGACCAUCUUUUGGUUCUCAUAUUAAUGCUGUUCGUGCUUGUAAUGGUGAGGCAUCUGGUAUGUUAAAACCAUGGUAAUGGUCACCAGUAUGGUA